UUUUAUCUUAUUUUGAAAGGAGUCUAAGGUAUUUGACCACAAUUUUAGGAGUUUUAGAACCCAAUUUUUGGCCCAAUUCAGAUUAGCCCAUUAAGUGCAAUACUUAACACCCAUCGAGCUGAACCCUAAGGAGACCGAUGGCUGCCUUCUUCCUCAUCUGAACACACCCUUGAAACCCGUCAGCUCCCACACAUAAAUGACCACCCUAAACCGCCGCCCAAGCUGACUCCCAUCUCAUUUUCUCACUGUCACGCCACCAGCAGAACCCUGGACACAAGCAGCCGCCGAAGACCCCUCUUCUCUCAUCGAACCAGCCAUCUGAACCCUCCGUUCCUCCAGCCAUCGUCCCACCAAACAACCACCCAAUCCCAUCCUCGUCACUCUCUAUAGCCGCUGUUCAAACCACAGUUCGCACCAGCGCCGCUACUCCUUACUCCACCACUCUCUGCCACCCAGAAACAGCCACACACGCAUGCACAAUCGAGAACAGGGGCAAAACAGAGGCAGCGAACGAGAGGAAUUAGCAGCACGCUAUCGUUUCCCUCCCGCUCCAAGCGAAUCAGAUCGUGAAUGAGCCAUGGUCUAAUUUGAUUUCGUCAAGGUUGCCGACGAGGAUUUUCGGUCAAGGUUUUGGUUCAAUCUCUACUGUAAAGAUCAAUUUAUAGUCAAGUUAUUCUUGGUCUUCUCAUUAAUCAAAUAUAGAAGUGUUGCUACAAAAGAGGGUGGUUAGUUUGUGGCACUUUGGUGAUUCGUCCAUACAAUACCAGAAAGCACAAGGCAGUCAUGGCUAGCAAAGGCAUGGACACAGGAGUUGUUGACCCGUCGAGGGAGGUUGAGAAGUCGGAAUCUGAAUUGAAGGAGGAGGUCCAAAGGUUGAAACAACAGAUGGCAGAAAUGUAUCAGUCUUGGAUCAGGGGGCAUCAUCCACCUUCAUUCCCCACUAACUACACAGAAAACCCUGCAACUAUCUCACCAUUAUCACGAGCCCAGGUUCCCACUACCGUUGACCCUUCCCCUCAACAUGCACCGGGCUUUACCCCUUACCACAAUUUCCCUGGCAGCUCCUCCCAAAUUUUCCAUGCUCCACCAGCCAAAAUGACCUCAUACCCUGAUCAGACAUCUUCUCCGAUUUUUGUAGCUCCUCCACCAGCUACUCUUCCUCGAUCCUCUAGCGAGAUUGUGUUCAAAGUCCCUGAUGCCCAAGGAAAGAUACCCAAGGAAAGUUGUAGGGCAUUUUGGUUUAGAUGGAACGAACAAGUUGCUCGGGUCAGUUCUCUGAUUGAUAGAAAAGAUGGUGUUGGGCCCCGCCAACAACAGAAUCUAGUAGGAAACCCUUCUAAAUGCUUUCAGCCUCAAUACCGACCCCAUAAAUAUCCUCAUACUCCAGAUAAUCCUCCCCAAUGCUACUUUCCUCCAUAGAAUCCCCAAAGUCAUACCUCACCUCCCCAAUACUCUAUCCAUGAUGCACCGUCAUAUAUUCCACACUCACAAAAACCCGCAACGGCUUGCACCACCUCCACAAAUGUCUUACCCACCUCUACAAGUAUAUCAACCCCUACCCGAAAGAGGUUCCAACCAAGACUGGAGUACAAAAUAAGAAGGCAACAGCAAAGAGAAAAGUCUUUUGCUCCAAUCACAAAAUCUUAUGCAAACUUGUUUGAGAAAUUAAAGCAUUAUGACCUAAUUGCACCUAUUUCUCCGAAUCAUGUGGACCCGCGUGCAAGAAGGUUUGACCCUUCUAAAAGGUGUGAAUACUAUUCCAAUGCUCAGGGGCACAAUGUCGAAAGUUGUCGGGAUUUUAAAAGGGAGAUAGAAAGAAUGAUUCAAGAAGGGAUAAUUGUGGUCCAGGAUAGUGACACUCAGAACAUUUCACAGAAUCCUUUACCUGCACAUGAUGAUGUACACUUUGUGGGGAAGAUGCAUGGUGAUAAGGAGUAUGAGAAUCCUCUUGGGAACUUGCUGACUGAAGUGAAUGAUAUUGAAAUUGGUGAAGAUCCCAGUAAUUUUGAUGUGCAACCCGGUGGCUAAGACGUCGAGUUUGGUAAUUGGAAAGACACUCCUUUCUUGGCUAGCCAGGGAGGAGUUUUGGUGGUUUAUUUUGUUGUCAUUUCUGUUGUCCAGGUUAUUUCGGGGUUGUACUUCGGACAUUGUCUUGUGGCUCAAACCUUUCUUCUUCU
Messenger RNA from Nicotiana tabacum (common tobacco), 2177 nucleotides. The record is from RefSeq and is a predicted model, not a curated record. Lineage: Eukaryota; Viridiplantae; Streptophyta; Magnoliopsida; Solanales; Solanaceae.